Balaenoptera ricei (Rice's whale) is the source of this 1101-nucleotide messenger RNA. It is a transcript of the gene EPHX4, whose product is annotated as epoxide hydrolase 4. NCBI's taxonomy places the organism in Eukaryota, Metazoa, Chordata, Mammalia, Artiodactyla, Balaenopteridae. The transcript is spliced from 7 exons. The record is from RefSeq and is a predicted model, not a curated record. The coding region runs from base 1 to 1101 and encodes 366 amino acids. Gene Ontology annotation, molecular function: hydrolase activity.
AUGGCGAGGCUGCGGGAUUGCCUCCCCCGCCUGAUGGUCACGAUCCGGUCCCUGCUCUUCUGGUCCCUGGUCUACUGCUACUGCGGGCUCUGCGCUUCCGUCUACCUGCUCAAACUUCUGUGGAGCAUCGGCAAGGGACCCACGCAGACCUUCCGGAGGGUCGCCCGGGAACACCCUCCAGCGUGCUUAAACGACCCCUCUUUGGGUACCCACUGCUACGUGCGGAUCAAGGAUUCGGGGUUAAGAUUUCAUUAUGUUGCCGCUGGAGAAAGAGGCAAACCACUUAUGCUGCUGCUUCAUGGAUUUCCAGAAUUCUGGUAUUCUUGGCGUCACCAACUAAGGGAAUUUAAAAGUGAAUACAGAGUUGUAGCAUUGGAUUUGAGAGGCUAUGGAGAAACAGAUGCUCCCAUUCAUCGAGAGAAUUAUAAAUUGGACUGUCUAAUUACAGAUAUAAAGGAUAUUUUAGACUCUUUAGGGUAUAGCAAAUGUGUUCUUAUUGGUCAUGACUGGGGAGGCAUGAUUGCUUGGCUAAUUGCCAUCUGUUAUCCUGAAAUGGUGAUGAAGCUUAUUGUUAUUAACUUCCCUCAUCCAAAUGUAUUUACAGAAUAUAUUUUACGACACCCUGCUCAGCUGUUCAAAUCCAGCUAUUAUUAUUUCUUCCAAAUACCAUGGUUCCCAGAAUUUAUGUUUUCCAUAAAUGAUUUCAAGGCUUUGAAACAUCUGUUUACUAGUCACAGCACUAGCAUUGGAGGAAAAGGAUGUCAGUUAACAGCAGAAGAUCUUGAAGCUUAUAUUUAUGUUUUUUCUCAGCCUGGAGCAUUAAGUGGUCCAAUUAACCAUUACCGAAAUAUCUUCAGCUGCCUGCCUCUCAAACAUCACAUGGUGAUCACUCCAACGCUACUACUGUGGGGAGAGAAAGAUGCAUUUAUGGAGGCUGAGAUGGCUGAAGGCACAAAGGUUUACGUUAAGAACUAUUUCAGGCUAACUAUUUUGUCAGAAGCCAGUCACGGGCUCCAGCAAGAACAACCUGACAUAGUGAACAAAUUGAUAUGGACAUUUCUAAAAGAAGAAACAAGGAGAAAAGACUGGCUUUUUCUGUGA